Chanos chanos (milkfish) is the source of this 543-nucleotide messenger RNA. RefSeq names its product nanos homolog 3 (gene nanos3). The record is from RefSeq and is a predicted model, not a curated record. The coding region runs from base 1 to 543 and encodes 180 amino acids. NCBI's taxonomy places the organism in Eukaryota, Metazoa, Chordata, Actinopteri, Gonorynchiformes, Chanidae. Gene Ontology annotation, molecular function: zinc ion binding; RNA binding. The transcript has a single exon.
AUGGAGACUAGCGCACACGAAUUUGAGAUGUGGCGAGACUACAUGGGUUUAGCAUAUACAGUUACUGCCAUGAAAACGGCAUCUGGACCUCCUCGAAUGGAUGGAGAAGGCGAUGUGCGUCGGAAAGGAUCUGAUGUUGGAGAGGGUGAACAACCGAUGGUACCCCGUCGAAGUGGGAUUCCUACACUCCUCGCCGACCCGCCGACCUCUGCCCCUCGGGGCGGAGAACGUGCCAUGUCAACGCGUCAAGGCGCACGCGUUCCUAAGGAGCGAAAGAGAACCACCCGUCGCCUCGCGACUCCAGAAGCACAAUCUCUCCCAUCUGCAAAAAUGUUUUGCAGUUUCUGCAAACAUAACGGUGAGUCGGAGGCUGUGUUCACUUCUCACUGGUUGAAGGACCAGCGCGGUGAAGUCGUCUGCCCGUAUCUACGGCGCUAUGUCUGCCCUCUGUGCGGAGCUACCGGAGCCCAAGCGCACACCAAAAGGUUUUGCCCACUGGUCGACAGCGCCUACACUUCAGUGUACACCAGGUCUCCGCGUUAA